Molecule: messenger RNA, 1422 nt
Organism: Entrophospora candida
Lineage: Eukaryota; Fungi; Glomeromycota; Glomeromycetes; Entrophosporales; Entrophosporaceae
Source: the annotation of a GenBank genome assembly
AUGUCACCCAUUACUCGUAGCAAAACAAGUCCAAGACGUUGGUUAUAUCCGGUAUUUCCAACUUUAGCAGAACUAGAUGAUGCUUUUCUAUUAGCUGUAUCGCGUAUACAACAAGAUGCUCAAAAAUUACUUGGUGCGGAAUUAACCGUACUAGAAAUCAGGCAAAAACUUUACAAUAGCCAGUCACAAGAAUUCUGGCUGGUUAAUAAUUUCGAUGCUUUACAAGAAGUUAUGUAUUAUAAAAUGAAAAAAAAUUUAUUUACAAAUUAUAAAGAUCAAUUAACGGCUGCUGGAAUAGAAGUUACAAAAAAAGUGGAUACAAUGCAAUUACUAAUUAAGACAAUUAUUGAUGAUAACAACAACAGCAGCAAUAAUCAAAUAGAUUCCACGGUUAGUGACAAUUACACAUACAAUAAUAACAAUGGCGAUGACGAUGGUGAUGGUGAUAAGAAUGGAAACAAUGACACCAUUGAAUUAAUUGGAGGAGAACAAUCUUAUACGGAGACACAUCAUAAAUUUCAAGAUUAUAUAAAAAAUUUUAUUUGUAAUAUUGAUUAUUCGUAUUUAAAAAGUUUAGGAACAAAAACAAAUCUAUUUGUUAUAAUAGUGUUGAUUAUAAUUUUUUUUAAUGAAUUUGGUGCAAAUUAUUAUUAUCAACAGUUUACUACUGGUCAUCAUCAACACAAAAUGUCAUUAAAUAAUGUUCAACUUCGUGACAAGGUAAAAGAACAAGUUAUAAAGUAUGCUGAGAAAGAGAUUUCAAAAAGAACUCACAAUUUAGCCAACAAUAAUAAACCCAAUGAUCUUAUUGGUUUAGUUAGAACACAAAUAUCUGAGAUUGUUCAUGGGUCAAGUACUGAUUAUGCUUUAUUUACAAGUGGUGCACAAAUUAUAAGUCAACUAACAUCAAGAGUUUAUGAAGAAUGGCCAAGAAAAAUGCACCAGAAACUAUGGGGUUAUUUAACACAUCAAAAUAUUAUAAAAAGUCGUGAACCAGAUGUAGUGUUAAAACCAAAUACCAAUGUUGGUGAGUGUUGGUGUUUCAAUGGUACAAAAGGUCAAAUUGCCAUAAAAUUAUCUAGAAAUAUUGUUUUCACUCAAUUGGCACUACAUCAUAUUGGCAAAAAUGUUUCAAUUGAUCCGAUCAGUUCUGUUCCUAAAGAUUUUGAAUUGUGGGGAUUACCUUCAGACAAUGAAGAAGAUGUUAAAAGAAAAAAAGAAAAUGAUUUCAGUAUAUUUUUAGGCCAAUAUCAAUAUGAUUUAAUGGGCAAACCAUUGCAAAUAUUUCAUUUGCCAAAAUCUAUUUCAAGAGUCAACAAUAAACGCAUUCAAGCUAUAAUGAUGAAGGUUUUGAAUAAUCAUGAGAACCCAAGAUUUACUUGUUUAUAUAGACUUCAAGUACAUGGAUUAUUUCCACAAUAA